AUGUAUAACCGCCCGCCAUACGAUCCUCGCUACGGCAGUUAUCCGCAGGGACAGUCUCCUUACGCUCCUCAUGGCUAUCCCCCUUCCGCCCCAUUUUCACACUCUGCAUCACCCGCUCACGGUUUCUCUCAGCAACCGCCAUAUGCAUACCAGCAGCCUCCACCCGCUCAGCCCGGCGGGCCUCAAUAUCCGUCACAAGCAGGCAAGCAAUAUGCGAGCUCGCCCAACCCCUCCGCAUACUCAUCACGAGAUCCGUUUCCUAGACCUCCGCAACGUGGCGCGCCAGGUACGAGAGGAGGCCGAGCCCACUUUGCUAACCUUUCCUGGACACCCGGAGAUGGAGUAAAGGGUGGCCACCUGGUCCAGCCUGGCGAGAAGACCAAGGACGGAUCCACUGGACCUGCCGCGGCCCAGCCAAAAUCUGUAGUCACAUUGCCCGAUCCAGAGGAUGACGACAACCCUUUCAGACCUCCGGCGGACCUUCGCGCAGAGGACGAGAGUGCGAGAAAAAAGCGUAAAACUGACAUUACUCCCAGCCAAGCAAAUCCAAGCGCUCCAAAGACUGCCGAUGAAAUGACAGCCCAGGCGGAGCGCGACAAGAAUAAGAUCAGCUUCUCUAUCAAGGGACGCGCCACCAUGGUUGCCGCAGACAGAACUCCAGUCAUAUCCAAAUCAGAGACCUCGCCUCUUCUCUCAAAGAGAAUGCCCUCCACGAUAUCUCCUCUUGUGCAAGGUCACGUGCCAAAGAGCUCGAAUUAUGUUGGCAACACCCGAGUCGGCCAGCUGCCUCGUAGACCCUCGCCACCUCCAGCGUUUCGCACCGAGAUGGUUCGGAAAAAGCGACUCAAGCCUCGCCCAGAGUUGACCGAAGACUUUGCAAACUCUGACAGCGUGUACUAUCGCAAGACUGGCAAUGAAUCGGUGGUGGGAAGCGGCACGUACGGAAAGGUUUACAAGGCCAUUCACGUCUACACUGGCGGCAUGGUGGCGUUGAAGAAAAUCCGCAUGGAGGGAGAACGUGAUGGUUUUCCGGUCACCGCUAUCCGCGAGAUCAAGCUGUUGCAGUCCUUGAACCACGUCAAUGUGGUUGAACUCCUCGAGGUCAUGGUCGAGCGCAACGACUGYUUCAUGGUCUUUGAGUACUUGUCCCACGAUCUGACUGGACUGCUCAACCAUCCCUCUUUCGCACUCACUGCAGGGCACAAAAAACAUCUUGCCAAGCAGCUGUUCGAGGGUCUCGACUAUCUUCACAAGCGAGGCGUCUUGCACCGCGACAUCAAAGCCGCCAACAUUUUGGUGUCCAAUACUGGCGAGCUCAAACUCGCCGAUUUUGGAUUGGCGCGGUUCUAUCAGAAGCGACAAAAGCAAGACUACACCAACCGAGUCAUCACCAUUUGGUACCGGAGCCCCGAGCUGCUACUUGGCGAGACACAGUACGGACCUGCUGUGGAUAUCUGGAGUGCAGCAUGCGUACUGGUGGAGAUCUUCACUCGACACGCCAUCUUCCCCGGUGAUGGUGGAGAAAUCAACCAGCUCGACAAGAUCUACAACGUCCUUGGAACACCGACGCGCAGUGAGUGGCCUGGUAUUACUGAGCUGCAGUGGUUCGAGCUUCUGCGCCCGGAAAAGCGGUUAUCCUCAACCUUCUCAGAGAAGUAUCGCGAACGAGUGUCACCUGAAGCGUUUGAGCUUCUGCAGGCAAUGUUUCAAUAUGAUCCCGACAAUCGACCAACAGCUUCGGACGUCCUGGAGCAUCCUUACUUCACAACCGAGGAGCCCAAGCCUGCCCAGGUCGUGGAGCUCGCAAGCCUGGAGGGCGACUGGCACGAAUUUGAGUCGAAGGCUCUCAGAAAGGAAAAGGAAAAGCAGGACCGUGAUGCUCGACGAAAGGAUCGGGAGGCUCGCGAGGGCGAGAAGCGCAAGGCUGAGGAUGUCGUCAUGGGAGACGCCAAAAAGCCCAAGAUUGAUGUCGAGGGUUAG
Molecule: messenger RNA, 1980 nt
Organism: Ramularia collo-cygni
Lineage: Eukaryota; Fungi; Ascomycota; Dothideomycetes; Mycosphaerellales; Mycosphaerellaceae
Product: related to Cdc2-related protein kinase
Exons: 2
Coding region: 1-1980 (659 amino acids)
Biological process (GO): transcription elongation by RNA polymerase II; positive regulation of transcription elongation by RNA polymerase II; protein phosphorylation
Cellular component (GO): nucleus; cyclin/CDK positive transcription elongation factor complex
Molecular function (GO): cyclin binding; cyclin-dependent protein serine/threonine kinase activity; ATP binding
Source: RefSeq, a predicted model, not a curated record